ACAGGUGGCAGGUUGUGAUGCACCUGUACUGGACACAAAAUAGAACAGAGUGAAAGGCAAAUUCACCUCUCAGCACGAAGCAGAGGAACAGAUAAUACUGAAGAAAAACUAGAUCCAGAUUUUUUUUUUACCAGAGCCAUUUAUCAGACUGAAGAGAUCAGCUGCCAAUCCAAGGACCAGUCUGUGGGUGAGCAUGACGAUGUUUGUGCCACAGAGCCUCUCUCCACCUUCAUUUGGGACCCAGUACCCCAGUCUGGGACAGGAGUCUCCAGAGUUCAGCCUGUACAGCGACAGCUUCUACAGCCCUCUUGCCGUGCCUAGCCUGCAGCAGGCCACCCCUCCUGCCUAUGACCUGGGAGACUACACCAGCCCUUCUACCAACCCUUACCUGUGGUUCAAUGGCCCAGAGCUCAACAGUGUUCCCUACAUAGAGGGACCCACGGGGCCAGCUUGUGGGCCCUAUGUGCCCCAACACUGCAACAUGCAAAGGCCCUAUCUGGGUGCUGAUGGGCCGGGGGUUGUGGUAGGGGACCUGAGCUGGUUUUCCAUGCCCUCUCAAGAAGAGCUGAUGAAGCUAGUCAGGCCACCCUACUCCUACUCUGCCCUUAUUGCCAUGGCGAUCCAUGGGGCCCAAGAGAGACGGCUCACCCUGAGCCAGAUCUACCAAUAUGUAGCAGACAACUUCCCCUUCUACAACAAAAGCAAGGCCGGGUGGCAGAACUCUAUUCGCCACAACCUCUCCCUCAAUGACUGCUUCAAGAAGGUGCCCCGAGAUGAGGAUGAUCCAGGCAAGGGUAACUAUUGGACCUUGGACCCCAACUGUGAGAAGAGGUUCGACAAUGGCAACUUCCGUCGCAAGAGGAAGAGGAAGUCGGAAUCCCUGCCUGGCGACGGGGGCUCCUCAGGUUCUGAGUCAUUAGAGUCCAGCCCCAAACACCCCAACAACAUGAGUGACGUGUCCAGCUCCUCUGACCGCGGCCCCUCCCCCAUCUCCUCAGCUCCCUCCCUCUGCCUGAACAGCUUCCUGUCUCAGAUGGCUGAAGUGGGGACGGUAUCAAACACAGUAGAGGCAGAUACCCUCCACAGACCCAGGUUGCCUAUAGAGGUACCCCAACGGGCCUCUCCGUCCCAGGGAUACGGCUCCUACUCUCCCAACGCUACAGUGCCUCACUGGGAAGUCCAUAUGUCUCAUCCGCAGCACCCUACCAUCCCUUCCUCCCCUCCCCUCUACCCUGGGGACUCUGUCCGCUCCCUGCUCAGCAACCAGCUAUACCCAGCCUUGGACUCAAUACUUUACCAACAGGAAGGCACAGAGGUGUAAAGCACAACUGCCAUAGGGCAGCCUGCCUUUGGGCAUACUCUCACUACAACGUCUUCAUCAGCAGAGAAUUAAACUUCACUGAACUCAUACUAAAGAGGAUGAUUUACAAUGUUUUUUUCCCCUCUCUCUUAAUUGAUUGUACGUAUGUAUAUUGUUUGCUGUUCCAUAUACUGUCUUUAUAAUAUGAACUCAGCUAGCUGUAAAACAUUUGAGGGAUUCUUGGAUUCAAACAUUUUUAAAGUGGGUUUUGUAUGUGAUGUUACGUAAAUGUCCUGUCAUCAAGCUUUUUACUAUUUUUUAAAUAAAGAACAACAAUAAGAAAUUC
Messenger RNA from Oncorhynchus masou masou (cherry salmon), 1646 nucleotides. RefSeq names its product forkhead box protein I3-B-like. NCBI's taxonomy places the organism in Eukaryota, Metazoa, Chordata, Actinopteri, Salmoniformes, Salmonidae. Gene Ontology annotation, molecular function: DNA-binding transcription factor activity, RNA polymerase II-specific; RNA polymerase II cis-regulatory region sequence-specific DNA binding. The transcript has 2 exons. The record is from RefSeq and is a predicted model, not a curated record. Gene Ontology annotation, biological process: cell differentiation; anatomical structure morphogenesis; regulation of transcription by RNA polymerase II. The coding region runs from base 194 to 1321 and encodes 375 amino acids.